Messenger RNA from Exophiala spinifera, 2292 nucleotides. RefSeq lists its product as uncharacterized. Gene Ontology annotation, cellular component: plasma membrane. Bases 1 to 2292 code for a protein of 763 amino acids. NCBI's taxonomy places the organism in Eukaryota, Fungi, Ascomycota, Eurotiomycetes, Chaetothyriales, Herpotrichiellaceae. Gene Ontology annotation, biological process: transmembrane transport. Gene Ontology annotation, molecular function: transmembrane transporter activity. The transcript has 2 exons. The record is from RefSeq and is a predicted model, not a curated record.
AUGUUCUCCGAAUACGCUUCCCGCUUUCUUGCUCAGUCUCAAUCACGCAUCAGCUUUGCUCCCGUCGAAGAGCGCCCUUCUCCAGAUAGUCGAUCCCGACGCUCAAAUCAAACAUGGAGGGCGUCGACGGCAUCGAGAACCUCGAAUACGCGAGUCCCUAACCCGUAUCAGCCGACCGCUUCGCAAUUAUCUGCAUUCCCUUUCGCAUCUCGCCUGAACCCUCAACAGGCGCCCCUCUUCUACAGUGCCACCGACGAGUUCCGGGAAGAGAAUGACGAAGAAGAACAUGAACGAGAUAUGGCAGAUUUCUACGCCCUGCAGAGAUCGAGAAGGCAACUCGGGGCCAGUGAUCUGAAGGCCUCGUCCGACGCCGGAGAAGGAAGUGAAGAUAGCGUCAAUGGGGACAGCAGCCACGGGAACGACGUGUACGAAAACAGCACGAGAAGAGGAGGCGGCAUUAGGAGUUCAUGGCAUGGCGGAGUCCGCUCGUCGCGACGGAGAGGGCCAGGCCUGGAAGAUCUAGCAGAAUCAGUGGAAUCGGACCGGGACAUUUCAAGUCCUCAGGCCUCACGCACUCGUAUGGUUGACAUUGGUCUGGAGGAUACGCUCAGAAGUGAAUACGGCGAUGAGCCUCCCGAGGAUCUGAUGGAGAACCCUCCUUCCAUCCAGCAACUGCAGCCACGCAAAGGGGCGAUGUACGAUGACUCUGGGCCUGAGUACUCGGAUGAUGGCGAUAGUGACGAUGCGCCGCGGAAACGCCUCCUCUCCGACGAGCAAGGCCAUGUAGUCGGUGAGCAUAGCCGGCCCGACGACCUUCAACAACCACCGAAUCGGCAGCCCAGGCACGAUGCUUUUUGGGGACAGAUCUAUCUGCUGAAUCUGGCAGCCAUGUUCACCACAUGGUUCCUCAUUUUUCUUCACACCGAGUCCCCCAGCAAGCGACAACCACUUGGUGACACCAUAUACACAACCUUGCACGGAUCCUUCUAUCUUUUAGCGACUUAUACCCUUCUAGCGACCUUCGUUUCACUGUUUUGGCUUGCAGCACUCAGGUCAUAUGUCCGAUAUCUUGUCUACGGUAUUGUCAUUGCCGUGCCAGUCAUUCUCUAUUCAUUCUGGCUAUACCCUUUCAUCUCCAGCUACCGGGGGUCCUGGCACGGAUCCAGUGCUCAGGAUACUGUCAUGCGAUGGACUUCUCUCAUCCCUGCGGUCAUGGCCACGCUAUGGGUCUUAGCAGUCAUCCGAGGCAGGAUGGCGAUGCAAAAGGCCAUCUCAAUCUUGGAGUUUGCCACCCGAAUCCUGGCCGCCAAUUCAACGUUGGUUUUGGUCGGAUUUUCAGUUUUGGGCUUCAUAAUCAGCUUUACCUGGCUGUGGCUUUCCAUGUUCACCAGGGUCUUCCUCGGUGGCCACCCCCUGUCGCGCUCUACCAUCAGCAGAUUCGUGAUUGACACCUCCACGUGGUGGGUUGGACUGUAUUUCGUUCUAGUCUAUCUCUGGACAAUCGCAUUUGCUUUCGGCAUGCAGCGCACCAUCACUUCUGCAACCGUUUCACAGUGGUACUUCCACCGUCUCGCGAUUCCGGCACCGACAUCCCAAGCUAUCGUCAAAGCGGCUCUAUUUCAUUCAUCGACCACGCUGUUUGGAACGAUUGCCCUCUUUACAGGCUUGGGUUUGUUGGUCAGACUCCCGCUGCUUCUCUUACCUCGCCGGAUCACAAUGCUCCUAGGGGUGGCCUUGUACUCCUUUAUACCGAGUCCAAUUGCGGUGUUGAUUAAUCCACUGACGCUCACAUAUGCCGCCAUCCAUUCCCAGCCUCUCAGCGUCAGCGCCAGAGGACUUUCACAGAUGCAUUUCCUUGCCCCAAACGAUGCUACGACUUCUUUGCAUCCCAACACUUUCAAUCGGCGUCACCGCACGGACGGCUGGUCUGCCGAUACGUCACCACUGUUACCAUACCGCCUAGCAAAACUCAUUCUACAUGCAACGAGGUUCAUCAUGUCCCUGGCCUUGGGAUUUGGUGGAUGGGUGUCAACAGCUCGAUCCCUGAGACUCGAAGGAUCUAGCGCCAAGGGAAGCCUCUAUGCAUAUGUGGUCGGUCUUGUAGCCGGAGCCAUCGGUUGGGGUAUCCUAGGAGCAAUGGAGGGCGUGCUCGCAUGCAUUGUGGAUGCUGUAGUUGUGUGCUGGGGAAGUGAAGUAGGUAGUACUGGGACGGGCGAAGUGAGAUAUUGCAGAGAAGCCGGCAAUCUGUUUGGCGAGGAUGAGGACAGAAUCGGGCGAGUCAGCCUAGCUUGA